Molecule: messenger RNA, 3482 nt
Organism: Agrilus planipennis (emerald ash borer)
Lineage: Eukaryota; Metazoa; Arthropoda; Insecta; Coleoptera; Buprestidae
Gene: Sas-4
Product: centromere protein J
Exons: 5
Coding region: 176-3391 (1071 amino acids)
Biological process (GO): centriole elongation; cilium assembly
Cellular component (GO): nucleus; centriole; centrosome
Molecular function (GO): tubulin binding
Source: RefSeq, a predicted model, not a curated record
UGACAACUGUCAGUUUUUAAAAGUUUAAAUGUUUAAAAAUGUUACUAAUUUGUUAUAGAGUUCUAAGUGAAAGUAAAAUUAAACUUAAAAGUGAAGCUAAUGUAAUUGGUAUAUAAAAAAUUAAUUUAUUGAACUGCUUUUUAAUGUAAAUGUAAGUAAAUUAUAUGUGAGAAAGAUGUCUUUCUCUCCUGCCAGUAUUUUAGCUCGUUUGGACGAGUUAAAAAGAUGGCAAGAGAAACAACAAGAAAAACUUAUGCAGCAGCACCAAAAUCGUCUGAAGGAAAACGAGAAAAAUACCGUUUCCUCAUUAAAUGAAAUAAUUAGUGGGACUGUAUCGCGAGUUGAUUCCGACAAAAGAGUUCUGUCCAAAAAAGUAACUUUUUGGCAGGAGUCUCCAGAUGCAAAAGUUAAAUCGUUUAAGGCGGAACUGGAAGACCGAUUAGCAUCUGAACCACAAAAUAAUAAUGAAGAAAAACCUAAAAAUAUUGUUAAGAAACCUUUUUUAAAACGAGGUCAGGGUUUGGCACGUUAUAAAAUGAACGUAGGAGACAUUGUUAAGAAAAAAACCAAACCUGUACAAAAUACUAAGCCAGCAUUAAACAAAGACGAUUUGUCCAAUUGUAAAAGUGCAGAAAAUGAAAAUGAACAAAUCAAAAUAACCCCUUUAAAGAAACCUAAUGUUAAUUUUGAACCAAAAGCAAAGUGGUUGAAUGUAGAAAAUCAGGAGUUACCACCCAGUGAAAUUAAUCUUGGUGAUGAUAAUAUUCCAAUAAGAAAGGCUUCGUUCAAGCAAACGUUUGAUAAAGCGGGAGGAAAAAUUAAAAGUGAAAAUAGUGUUUUGGUAGCACGUCAGAAUAUAAUUGAACAAAUAAACAGGUUUGCCCUCCAGAAAGAGAAUAACGAUAAAAAGAAUCCUGCAAAAGAUGAACCUAAAUUUGAUGGUGACCUGACAUUGUACGAAAAGGCUUUAGAAAAAGAGAGCUUAAGGGUCUUUGAAGCCUUAGAACAGAAAGCAAUGAAUAGCAGUUUCUCAUCCACAAAUUCUAGUGUGGUACAACUCCUUUCAAGUACACCUUCUAAGGAUGGAAAGCGCAGAAACGUAAGCAUACAAUUGGACCAACGUUUUGAAGUUCAUCAUUGUGCAAAUGAUGAAACCGAUGAAGGUGCAGAUUUAAUUUCUUUCGAAGAAGACAAUGUUGAAAUAAUAAGAGGAAAUAGAAGAGAAAAUGUAAAAGUAGAACACGAACAGUCAGUUUUGUCUGACCACAACGAAACUUCUAUCAAAUCUUCCGAUUUGAGAAGCCUUUUGGAAAGGUUCAUUCCUAAAAUGCAAGAAAAUAACCCUUCCCUUUUUAGAGACUUGGGUCCCGCCGGGAAAAAUGAUAAAAUGGAUAACUGUAAGAAAUAUUUCGAAGACAAUCUAUUCAAAGAUUUUCCUUCAGAUAGUUCAAUCGUGACAGAUAACAAUGAUGACGAAGAUACCCUCAAAAGUGGCACAGAAAUUGAUGAGGAUGUGCAGCCUUUAGAUUGUAACGAUAGAGAAAAGUGGUCCGACAACGAGUAUGAUGGAAAUGGUAAUAUGCCCACUAACAUAUGUGAGCAAUGCCUUAAGAAAAGUCAAAAGAGUUAUUCAGAUGUUGCUUUAAUGACAGACGAAUUCGAACAAAAAGCAGAUACCCAAAAAGAACGUGAAAGUUUGGAGAAAGACUUGGUAAAAAAACUGCGAGACUUGGACGAAGAAAUUGCAAAGUUUAGACAAGAAAACGUCAAAAUUGCCAAGAUUAAAAAGGAAAUUGAAUUGGAACGAUUAGACUUUCAAAAGGAGCACAGGGAACAACGCAAAAUAUUAGAAGAAGAAAGAGAAAAAAUUAAUCAGCAUUUAGAUGACGAGAAAAAAAAAUUGGCAAAGGAAAAGAUGGUUUUUGAAAGAUAUGUUAAGGACUCUCAAAAUAAGCCUUCAAAAAAAGAAAGGGAAGAGAUAACAAUUUUAAAAGGGGAAGUGGCAAAUCUAAAGGAAACCCUCAAACUAAAAGAGAUCAAAAACAGCACGACACAAGCACGUCUUCGCAAUCAAAUUAAGCGAUUAGAAAAGGAUAAUUCGGAAUUUAAAGAACAAAUAGAAAGCUUACAAAAGCAAAAUGCCAAAAUGCAGGCUGCACAGAAAAUAUGCAGACCCUCAGAUACAAAGAUGCUGCAUGAAAUAAACAAAAACAUAACAAGAUUGACGCUCAAUUCGAAAAAAAACAAAAGGCCUUCGAAAUCUUUCAGUGAGGAUAGUGAUAAUGACUCAUCCGAACAAGAAGCUGCAAAUUAUUUAAAAAAUAAAGACAACAAAAUUAAAAAACGCACAAAAUCAUUAAGUGAACUUGAAGUUUGCAAUAAAGUGAACAAGAACAAAAAAAACAUGAAACAGGACCUGUCUUUAAGAGGGUCCACAAAUGGUAAAAAGAGACACAGCAAAAAAACACCAGCAGCAGCAACUUACACCGAUUCUGAAGAAGAAGAUAACAGCAGUGGCGAUUCGAUGAUGAAUGAUUUAUUUUCGGAUGAAAAGAACGUACGAUUAAUUAAAAAGAAUAACGAAUACAAAUACCUAAGACCAAAUGAUAGUGAUUCCUUUAAACAUAAAGACGCAUUUAAUGCUUCGGGAGAUACCAAUAAAGAAAACGAUGUUAACAUUUCAAACUUAAAAGCACAGAAGAAGUAUCAUGAUCCUGAUGAGUUUGAGGACAUUGAGAAACGAUAUGAAAAAUUAUUUGGUACAAGCAGUCAUGAAACAACUAUAAAACCCACAAAUAAUGUAUUAGAUGACAGUAAGGAUAAGAAAGACCGAAUAGAACGCGUUUUAAGCGACGGUUCAAAAGAAAUAAAAUACCCGAAUGGUAAUACAAAAACUGUGUCGAAAGAGGGCAAUUUAGUUGUGGUCAAUUAUUAUAAUGGUGAUGUGAAAGAAACUAAUUUGCUAGUAGGUACAGUGAGAUAUUAUUAUAAGGAAAAUAGAAUUUGGCAUACCACUUUCCCUGAUGGAUCAGAACUGUUGGAAUUUCCAAAUGGACAAACUGAGAAAAAAUUCAAAGACGGUUCUCACGAAGUAAAAUAUGUUGACGGUACAAUUAGGAACGUUGGUACUUCUGGGACGGAAAAAAUUACCUAUGUGGAUGGUACCGUGGUCACAAUGAAUAAACAGGGCGAUAAAAUUUUAGAAUUGCCCAGUGGCGAAAAAGAAAUUCACACUCAACAGCAGAAGAGGAGAGAGUAUCCGGACGGUACGGUUAAAACGGUUUACGCUGACGGUACGCAGGAAACGAAAUAUUCAAAUGGCAGAAUACGAAUAAAAGACAAACACGGGAAUCUCGUCAUGGACUCGGAACGCGUUGGUAAAAGUAAGUGAUAAGCGAAAACGUACUCUAUAUAUGCAUAUAAGAUAAUAUGAUACAGUCGGGUGUAUUUUUUAAUUAUUUUUAUAAAGUUUUUUACAUUGA